AAAAAAAAAAAAAUUAUUUAAAUUUAAAAAUUGAAAUUCCUUUAAAAACAUCAUUUCAAAAAAUAUGACUUUGUCGUUAAAACAAGAUUGGGAAAUUAGACUUAGACCUCUUUAUAUCAAAUAUGCUGAAAAUGAUAGAAUAAAUUUGUUCAAUAUAAUCAAUCAAUUCGAAUGUAAUGAAAUUUAUAAUCCUAAUAUUGACGUACAUGAAAUAUUCGAGCAUAUAUACAAACAAUCCUCUCAUGAAGGUGGAUUAACAGCAAAAAGACAACCAAACCCAUUUAUGAUUUUCAGGACUGCCUUGGGAAUAACCGCAUCACGUAAAUGUGUUAAACUUCGAGACGGAACUUGUCAAAGUAAAAUUGCUGGUUUAUUAUGGAGAGGAGCAACACAACAUGAAAAAAAGAAUUUUGAAACUUUAUCUUUAAAGUUUAAGAAUUUACACAAACAAAAGUUUCCAGGGUAUGAAUAUAGGCCGAAAGCAAGAAAUCCAGUCUCUGGCACUUUUGUUGAUAUGAAUAAUAAUUUUGGAACUAGAAUCGAUUCUAACAACCAAUCAAUGUCUCAAAUAUCCCAACAAAUCCAGCAGAUUUCUAAAGAUAACAAUGCCACAUGGGAUCAACCAUCUUCAUUCACGUUUACAGGUUAUGCUGCUGGAUUAGAAGGAUUAGAUUCAAAUUUUAUGAUAGGUGGUUUGCAGUAUCAACUUCAGCAAGAACAAACUCAAUUUUACCAAAUCCCUCAAUUCCCGUUACCUGAAAUGUAUGUACCUCAAACAUACUUACCUACGGAACUCUAUCCAACAAAUCCGUUGAAUAAUGAGAUUAAUAUAAAUAAAGUCGAAUAUUUCCAACAAGCACCUCCUCCAUCCAUCGCUGAAAAUUGCCCAAUUCAAUGUUUUGAUUUUAAUAAUGGAAUAGAUUUUCAUUUUGGAUAAGAUUUUUCAAAUUAUCAUUAUUUUUAUUUUUCGUGAUGCAUAAUUAUAUAUGU
Rhizophagus irregularis DAOM 181602=DAOM 197198 is the source of this 990-nucleotide messenger RNA. RefSeq lists its product as uncharacterized. NCBI's taxonomy places the organism in Eukaryota, Fungi, Glomeromycota, Glomeromycetes, Glomerales, Glomeraceae. The record is from RefSeq and is a predicted model, not a curated record.